AUGGAGGAACAGUUCAUUCUGAGAGUACCGGAGGGCUUGAAGAGUGAGAUGGAGAAUGAAAUAAGGAAUAAAGGAUAUAUCCAGAAUAGUUCUAUAGAAAUAUUAGAGAAUAACAGAGCCAUAUUUAAGUAUAAAGACAGUGAACACCAAGGUGUGAUUGUUAGAUUACCCUGUAUAAUCGAAUCCCACAAAACUUUGGAUUGUAAGCAAUACUACAAGGUAAGUGAUGUCUCUACAAUGAUUUAUAUCCUACCCAAGGAGAUAGAGGGUGCUGAAAGUGAGAUUGAAACCAGGAUUAAGUUAAUAGAGCUAAGUGGGCUAUCUCCUCCUCUAAAGUUUUGCAAGAUAAGAAGGUUCAGGAAAAGGAGUUCUAAAUCGUUUAUUAUAGAGGAGAUAGAAGCUAAAGUUAGAGAGUUAAUAGAGAAAGAAAGGAAUUCUCUCAGUGUUGAGAUACAAUUCAGUGGUAAGGGAAUGGACGAGGAAACAGAGGAGGAGAAUGUUUCAUCACUAGUAGCAGAGUUAGAGUACAACCUUAUAGAAUCUAACAGACACACGAAGGAGCAAGAAAGCAAAAGAGAAAAAGGGGUGGGUGAGACAAUGUCAGAGAAAGAAGAAGUAGAUAAGAAAUCAGGGAUAGAGUUAAAACUACCCUCCGGUGAAGUGAUGGAGAAACUCAGACAGUUGGAUGAACUAAAAAGGAAGAUAAACGAGAAAGAAAGCCAGUUAAAAUCCGUAACAAACAUUCUUCUGAUAAGAAGAUUUCAAGAUUCCAUCAACGUACUGAAAGAGGAGUAUGAAAAGUUGAGUGAAGAGAUGGAGGAAAUCAAGAGAAGUGAAAGGAAGUGA
Messenger RNA from Nylanderia fulva, 846 nucleotides. The record is from RefSeq and is a predicted model, not a curated record. Lineage: Eukaryota; Metazoa; Arthropoda; Insecta; Hymenoptera; Formicidae.